Molecule: messenger RNA, 1943 nt
Organism: Manihot esculenta (cassava)
Lineage: Eukaryota; Viridiplantae; Streptophyta; Magnoliopsida; Malpighiales; Euphorbiaceae
Product: protein PHR1-LIKE 1
Exons: 8
Coding region: 272-1636 (454 amino acids)
Molecular function (GO): DNA binding; DNA-binding transcription factor activity
Source: RefSeq, a predicted model, not a curated record
CAUCCCUAGCAAUGAUAGUGAGACACUGAAAGCCUAAUACGUAUUCUCUCUCUCUUUUGGCUUCGGGGGUGAGAGUGCUGAAUUCGAGAAGACAGAGCCAUAUCCGGUGUAGAUAUUCUUCCUUUGGUUGCUUUUUAGCCUCCAAAACAUUGGGUUCUUAUCGAAUCACCACCUUGUCGAUACUAACGUCUCGAUUUUCGCAAUUCUUGCCAUGAUGAAUGUGUGCUUGCUUUAUUUACCCAGGGAUCAGAGGCAAAGCAGCUGACUAGCCAUGUCUUCAUCUUUGCCAGUUCUUCCUACUCCUCUUGAAGAUAAGUACCAAAAAUUACCUGAUUCUUUCCAGGUUGCUUCAGAAAGGCAGCUGAUAAGAAACCCAGUACCUCUACAGGCAUCUCAAUUGGGUCCAGAUAGUGGGACCACUGCACACUUGUUUUCUUCAUCAUUGAGAAUUCCCAAAGAAUUAAACACUUCUUCAGUUUCACCCCAAAAUUCUCCAUUCAUUCGGUCAUCAAAGGAUAGAGGAACUUUGCUAGUGGCACCAACCUAUUCUUCCCAUUCUGAGGCACAAUCCACAACACUGAUUAGCAACUCUGAAGAAAAUAAGGAUAUCUCCUGGUCUGUUGAUCCAUUAUAUGACUUGCUUGAUUUUCCUGGAAAUGUCACCACCCAGAAUGGUCAGGUGGAAAGUAAUAUUGGUGUCAUUGCAUCGGAGGAUCUUUCUAAAAGAACAGAUUGGCAGGAGUGGGCAGAUCAGUUGAUCUCUGUUGAUAGUGAUCUGGAGCCAAAUUGGAGUGAACUUCUUAAUGAUGCUAAUGCCACAGAUACCGAACAACAGGUGCUGAAAUCAUCUCCUGAAUUCUCAGUGCAACCCCAAAUUCAUUUAUAUAAUGGAGAACCGUGUGCUGUUGCUAACCCCAUUUCAACUGCACCCUCAACAAAACCCCGAAUGCGCUGGACACCAGAACUUCAUGAAGCUUUUGUAGAGGCUGUCAAUAAGCUUGGUGGCAGUGAACGAGCAACUCCAAAGGGUGUUCUAAAGCUUAUGAAUGUCGAAGGAUUGACCAUCUACCAUGUUAAAAGCCACCUGCAGAAGUACAGAACAGCCAGAUAUAAACCGGAGUCUUCUGAAGGAACUUCAGAGAAAAAGUUGAGCCCCAUUGAGGAAAUGAAAUCUCUAGACUUGAAAACGAGCAUGGGCAUCACAGAAGCAUUGCGACUGCAAAUGGAGGUUCAGAAGCGACUCCAUGAACAACUUGAGAUUCAGAGAAACCUACAGUUGAGAAUUGAGGAACAGGGGAGGCAUCUUCAAAUGAUGUUUGAGAAACAAAGGAAGUUGGAGGAUGGCAAGUCCAAGGUUUCUUCCUCCUCCUUGGAUGACCCUACCCUCUUACAGUCAGAUGCAGUGCUGCCAUCUGGUAAUGAUAAAUCUGAAAUCUCAGAGCCAGAUCAUGCCAAAACUGUGUCUGACCGAAACGAUUGUGGUGUGGCACUGGAGAAAAAUUCCCCAAGUGUAAGCAGAAAGCAUAAGGCACUGGAAAAUGGAACUGGUGAGGAUCUUUUGGAUGAAUCUAGUCCAGCAUCAACAAAGCGAGCAAGAGCGAAUGAAACAGCAAUAUCAUCAACAUCCUGCAUUUGACUGAACAUCUUAUGCAAAUCUCAUUUUGCUGCUUCUAUAUGGUGUGUUAAAGCUCUGCACUUCUGUGUCUUGUGACGAGGCACGGUAGCCGAUGGAAGCAGGGGAAGUUUGGAACUCAAGGUCUUGCCUUUAUUUUCCAUAUAGCUAAGAAUCAGAAAAGAUCCAAAAGAAAUUAAUUGACUAGUGACCUUUGCAUUAGGAACUGGUGCUAGAAGGUGGAAUCUGUACAUGUUUGUGCAUUGUUAGACUUUAGAAAAAUUUUGUAAUUUCCAAUUGAAUAAUGAAUUUCUUGAAGUUUCAUUCAGCA